AUGUCCACCGGAUCGGUCUCAGCGAUGCGAACGGUCUACGCAGCUGAGUUCAGACCGACUAUUUCCGUUUGCAGACAGCAAGUGAGAGGAACGCCAAUUGACAAAAAAAGCGCACGUGCUAUCGCUGCUCACGUCACCUUGGAGCUUACGGCUAUUGACAAAUGGUGUUUUCUAGCCGAUGGAGGGAACCACCAGAGACGAUGCUUCCGUUCGAGUGCAGCCGCACCAGCGUUCUACUGUACCCGACUUGCGGGUGAAAGUCUUAGCACCCUACCUGACUACCUAUGCGAGUAUGGUCGCCAGGCAAGUAAUCGUGGGAGUGUUAAUAUGUACUAUUUCGAAAGAACGAAAAUGAGGGUCAACGAGCUAAUCCAGCCAACCUCUGACAGGAAUAUCUACUUCAACACGCUUAAGGCGCCAUUCGCUUUGGCACUUGGUUUACCAUGGUACAAUUUGGUGCAGCCAAAAGCAUUCCAAGGCCGGCUGACCUGCUGA
Messenger RNA from Lindgomyces ingoldianus, 495 nucleotides. RefSeq lists its product as uncharacterized. Lineage: Eukaryota; Fungi; Ascomycota; Dothideomycetes; Pleosporales; Lindgomycetaceae. The record is from RefSeq and is a predicted model, not a curated record. Bases 1 to 495 code for a protein of 164 amino acids. The transcript is spliced from 6 exons.